AUGGCGAAAUUAUCGAAAGCACAGAAGAAACAAAUAUACAUGGACAAGCUGAGUUCCCUGAUUCAACAGUAUACGAAAAUUCUAAUUGUACAUGUGGACAAUGUAGGAUCCAAUCAGAUGGCUAGUGUACGUCAGAGUUUGAGAGGAAAGGCCAUAAUAUUAAUGGGAAAAAACACGAGAAUUCGAACUGCACUGAAGAAAAACUUACAAGCUGUUCCCCAGAUAGAGAAGUUGUUACCAUUGGUAAAGUUGAACAUGGGUUUUGUCUUUUGCAAAGAUGAUUUGACCGAAGUGAGGAACAUCAUUUUACAGAACAAAUCUCCUGCACCAGCAAGGUUAGGUGUUAUAGCCCCGAUUGAUGUUUUUAUCCCACCAGGACCAACAGGGAUGGAUCCAUCUCACACAUCCUUCUUUCAAUCGCUUGGAAUAUCCACCAAAAUUGUGAAGGGGCAAAUUGAAAUUCAGGAACAUGUUCAUCUGAUUAAGCAGGGAGAAAAGGUCACAGCAUCGUCUGCUACUCUUUUGCAAAAGUUUAACAUGAAACCUUUUUCUUACGGUGUGGACGUUAGAACUGUGUACGAUGAUGGUGUUAUUUACGACGCGAAAGUUUUGGAUAUAACUGAGGAGGAUAUUUUGGCAAAGUUUGGAAAGGGUGUUGCCAACGUUGCAGCGUUGUCUAGAUCUAUUGGUGUGAUAACAGAGGCCUCCUAUCCACAUGUCUUCGUGGAGGCAUUUAAGAACAUCGUUGCGUUGGUAAUUGACACAGACUAUACCUUCCCUCUAAUGAAGAAGAUCAAAGACAUGGUUGAGAAUCCCGAGGCUUACGCUGCUGCUGCGCCUGCGGCUGAGGCCAAGGCAGAUGCACCGAAGAAGGAAGAGGCCAAAAAGCAGGAGGAGGAAGAAGAAGAGGAGGAAGACGGCUUCAUGGGAUUUGGAAUGUUCGACUAG
Messenger RNA from Plasmodium coatneyi, 948 nucleotides. Its product is annotated as 60S acidic ribosomal protein P0. The record is from RefSeq and is a predicted model, not a curated record. Lineage: Eukaryota; Apicomplexa; Aconoidasida; Haemosporida; Plasmodiidae. Gene Ontology annotation, biological process: ribosomal large subunit assembly; cytoplasmic translation; ribosome biogenesis. The transcript has a single exon. Bases 1 to 948 code for a protein of 315 amino acids. Gene Ontology annotation, cellular component: cytosolic large ribosomal subunit. Gene Ontology annotation, molecular function: structural constituent of ribosome; large ribosomal subunit rRNA binding.